AUGAAGUCGAUAUUCCUCAUAUUGCUGUUCAUGCUCACUGUGGAAGCAACCCGAUUCUACUUGAAUGGAACCGUCGUCUGCGAGGCGAAGGACCCGGAAUGGUGUUUCACCAUUCAAGCUCUCGAACUGGAUUCCCUAUCCAGACCCGAAGAAAUCGCCAGAUACCACAAGUGCCUUCCUGGAAACAUCACAACGGCCCGAUAUGUUUUGGAUGGGGUGGAAGAGGAUGACGGAUGGUUUGAUAGUACCUUCGAGCUCGGUUACAAAAUAACUCACAGCUGUGGAACUUUUGACACGGAGUACGAACUUUACGCACUUCAAUUCCAAUUACCGAUCUGGAAGUUUUUCUAUUUCGAGCAAAAGUGGUUUAAUCUGACAGACAAUACUAUCAAACACGUUUCAAGCAUCUGCGACUUCCCGGAGUACCACUGUAUGGAACAAACAAAAUUCUACUUCACCGUCCUCGCAAACUUCGACGUCAAAAGACCGGAAUAUAAGAUAGUCAAACAUUGGGAAUAA
Molecule: messenger RNA, 519 nt
Organism: Caenorhabditis remanei
Lineage: Eukaryota; Metazoa; Nematoda; Chromadorea; Rhabditida; Rhabditidae
Exons: 4
Coding region: 1-519 (172 amino acids)
Source: RefSeq, a predicted model, not a curated record